Asparagus officinalis (garden asparagus) is the source of this 863-nucleotide messenger RNA. Its product is annotated as non-specific lipid transfer protein GPI-anchored 1. The transcript has 3 exons. The record is from RefSeq and is a predicted model, not a curated record. Lineage: Eukaryota; Viridiplantae; Streptophyta; Magnoliopsida; Asparagales; Asparagaceae. Bases 156 to 707 code for a protein of 183 amino acids.
UCCCCAUCUCUUCAAUUCAAUGCUCUCUUUCCUCGCUUCCUCGAAAAACUAUCCAGUGGUCCCUGUCCACUAAAGAGUCUGUAUAUUUUCUCCAUCUAUAAACCCCCCCUACUCUCAACUUUCCUCAUCUUCAUCCUCUUCAUCAAACCAGAAUCAUGAAGAUUUGUGCAAGUAUCAUCCUCUCUCUCUUUCUCUCCUUCUCUCUCGUUUCUUGUGACCCCGCUUCUUCGCCUUUGCAAGACAAGUGCUCCCCAGAGUUCACAAAGCUAGGGGAGUGCUUGAGCUACGCAGCUGCAAAGACGGACACGCCCUCUAGUACUUGUUGUGCCUCUGUAAGUGAUAUCAAGCAGAAGGAUCCGGUGUGCCUCUGCUACAUAAUCCAGCAGGCUCAUUCUGGGGGUUCAUCGGCCACGAGCCUGGGACUGCAGAUGGAUAGGCUCAUCAAGCUCCCCGCUGCAUGCAAGCUUGCGAGCGUAAAUAUCAGUGAAUGCCCAAGGAUUCUCAACUUAUCGCCAAGUUCACCAGACUACGGUAUCUUCACCAAUGCCACAAAAGCUGCUACGACACCAGCAGUGCCUUCAGGAUCUUCUGCUGCCAGCAGCAGUACUGGCAGUGGCAGCAGUUCUGGCGGCAUCAUGAAUAAGAUCAACCUCGCAGGCAUCUUUGCAGCGACCAUGAUCUCUGCUCUCUGCUCUGCCAUUUUCUAAAUAGAAGCUUGAAUUAGUAGCCGAUGUUGUAUUUGUUUUCAGUUAAAUAUUCUCCAUGUGCUAGAUUUAAUGUUUUGUGUAAGAUGAAGACCUUGUUGAGAGCUUAGUUUUUGUGAGUUUCAAUAACUUGACUCAAAGUUUCUUUUUUUAUUGCGA